Molecule: messenger RNA, 3813 nt
Organism: Chaetomium strumarium
Lineage: Eukaryota; Fungi; Ascomycota; Sordariomycetes; Sordariales; Chaetomiaceae
Exons: 1
Coding region: 162-3659 (1165 amino acids)
Source: RefSeq, a predicted model, not a curated record
UGGAGUCCCGGCAGUCUGUGUGUGGGAUGAUGACGGUGCAGCUCAAUUCAUCCGUCCGGCCCCUGCCUGUCUGUCAGUGAGUCAAUAGAUAGGUUGCAAUCGUUUCGAACCCUCGCGCUCUCCUCGGCAUCCGAGGCCAUCGACGUCCCAAAACAGCAGCGAUGAAGCUGUCCAGCACCCCCACGACGGACCUCAGGCGGCCCGGGUGGAAGAAGACGAAGCCGUCCCCUCGACAUCUCGUUCUCAAGCAUGGAAAGCGGAUCCUUCGCAACACCAAAGGCUCCGUCCCGGCGCCGCUGGAACCGGGCCAGGAGCAGCUCUACUCGUCUUACGUGCCCGGAGUGGAGGCCGGCCUUCACCGGAUUGAUGUAACGCAGAACGUGGUGGCCGGGACCGAGUGCAAGUCUUUCUCGACCAGCCACCAGUUCAACGUCAUUGCGCCGCGCUUCUCUUUGCCCGAGAAGGCCGUUGACUCAAUCUACCCUCCGCCUGGGCAUGCCGACCUGCUCCAGGUGCUACCGCACAUGGUGUUCAACGAUCCGACGCUUCCGUGGGAGCGCAUCGCCAGCCACGGCGACGAGCGCAGCCACCCGGCCGACUUUGACUUUAACCGCGUGCCCUGGCUAGCCGUUUUGCUGUUUACUAGGGACGAACUGCGUGUCGACCCGUCUGCUUUGUCCACCAUGUUCGCGGGCACCAGCCUUGGCACGGCCGUGGCCCAGAGCCCGACGCUGACGGUGCCGGGCGUGCUAGCGGCCGAAGUGGGCAAGAUCUUGGACACGGCGUCGUCUGUCGCGUGGGACGGAAGCUCGGACGGCGCGGACGCCAAGACGGACCUGAUUCUGGUCCGUUCUGGGCUCUUCAACGGCCUCUUCACCGACUGGCAGCCAGACGGCACGGGCCGCAAGACGCAGACGACGUGCUGCGUGCGGCCGUACCGGUACCUCGCCCACGUGCGCCACAUCCACCUCCACGGCACCGCAGCGGCGGCCCAGACGGACGAUGACGACCACGCUUACUCGGUCGUCGCGAGCCACCGUGCCGGUCCGCUCGACAUCACGCAGCCCACGCCCGUGGUGGCGCACCUGGUCAACAUCGAGGCUGUCGAGGCCAUGGCGUGGCCAGUACCGGCAUCCACGCCAUUCGUCGCCGUGACGUCGCUCUACUCGUGGGAAUACACCUGUCUGCCGCCACAUUCGUUCAACGUAGCCGAUGCGUUUCGAGAUCUCGGCGACACCCUCGGCCGCCUCCGUCCCUGUCUCAGCGCGGCUGACAGAGACCAGCUGCAGCAGGCCGGCGGCGUGGGGACCCGGUUGGCCGCGCGGCUCGACGACGGCUUCUCGUUGAGCCGGUACCGGUUGCCGACGGGCGAAGUCUCGUCGGCCUUCUUCCGCGGCCCUUUGACGCCGAACACGGUGUCGUUCCCGCCGGAGCAGCCCGCGUGGCCGGCCACAUCCACCACGGGCACGAAGCUGCAGAUCCUCGACGACCAGCUCAACAUCAUGGACAUUACCUACUCGGCCGCCUGGGCCUUGGGCAAGACCCUGGCGCUGGCAGACCAGGCCUUUUCUGCAGCGCUGUCGCGCGUCCGCAAGCAGGUGUUCGACGAGGCCACCAACGAAGCGCAGAUCAGCGCCAUCAGGGCAUGGUCGGCCGAUCUGGGCAUCCGGUCGCCCAUUCGGACGCGUGAGGAGGUCGUGAGCACCAUUGCCCACACGGUCCAGACGGUGGCCGGUCUCCCUCGCUCCCGACGCCUGUCACAGCACGCCCGUGGCAUGGCCAACCGCUGGCUCCGCCGGGAGCUGCCGGCGCUCGACCUCGGCUACAAGAGCGGUGCGAUCGACCCCGAGAUCGACAAGCACCUCCAGGCGGCCGCCAAGAAGGUGGCCAGCAGCGCCGGGGAUGCCGACGUGCCCUAUAACGAACACAACGUGCCCUACUCGACCGACUGGGCCGUGGUGCUCCGCUGGGUCAUGGACCGGUACUUCCUCGCGAACACGCCCGCGCACUACCUCAUCUCGGACCCUAGCCACCUCCCGCCCGAAAGCCUGCGCUUCUUCUACAUCGACCCCGCCUGGGUCAGCGCGCUGGUCGACGGGGGGCUCAGCCUGGCCAACCACUUGGACCGUGACGACGACCGGCUGCGCGACGCCAUCAAGGGCGCCAUCAACACGUGCCUGACCACCACGAUGCCGGGCCUGGGCUACACCCCUCCCGUGCCCACGUACGGCUUCCUGUUGCGCUCCGCCCUGGUCACCAAGUUCCCGGAUCUGAUUGUCGAUUUCAAGAGAAAAGAACAAGACGGCACGAAGGGUGAGGCCCGGCAAGACAACGACAGUGGUCCGCCCGUCAUUCUGCGGCACGACGUCAUCGGCCCGGACACGCUCCUCGGCCUGCUCCGUGAAUACCCUGUAUCGCCCGACUUCACGUCGCUGCUGCUCCGCCAGCCACCCCACCAGCAGUACUUCUCGGCAGCCGAGGACCUGAGCGCCACGGGCAUCUCCAUGCAGUACCAGCGCGUCUACACCGACGGCGCGGCCGAGGAUGAGGACAAGGACCGCGGUAUCCCAUACACCCUGCAGCGAGGCGUCGCUCCACCUCUCGACAGGGGCGUCAACUUCAUAUGGGGUACCAAGGACACGGCGGUGGACCUGCGCAUCCUGAACGUGGAGAACAUGGCGCGCGACGUGCGUACACAGCUCAUACAGCUGUUCACCGCGCUCGGCCAUCCGGAGUGGUACAGCGAGCCCUACCCCACCUCGGCCUUGAUGGGCAUCCAGUUGAGCGAGCCGAGCUGGCAGCUCGAAUUCGCCCUGCCAGAGAAGAAGAAAAGCACCGAUGCGACGGCAGUGCCGCCGUUGCCGUUGCCGUUGCCGUUGCCGUUGCUGUCCACCAAGCCGCGGCAGCCAAGAACGAGAAACAAGGCAUCUUGGGGAACCGACGAUCACGACCGUUCCGGCCCUGCCUGCGCGCCUCACCCAGCCUUUGGCGACCGCCGCCGCGCCGUGCCCAUGCGCCUGGCUCAUCCGCCUCCCCACGCGCGUCUGCCGCGGCCGUCGUCUCAUCCCGCCGCCCGAUUCCCGGCACGAGUCAAGCCGCCGCCUCGUCCCCCUCAGUACGGCCCCUCCCCCUCCGCCGUCGGAAUCGGAUCGCCCGGCAGCCCCCCCUCGGGGCCUCCCGUGAUCGAGUACAAGCUCUACCCCAUCGGCGCUGCCGCCGCCGGCGCGUCCGAAGUGCCCGUGCAACCUGGCCGACAGGACCUCGUCUUCUCGCUCGUGCUGCAGCCGGGCACGGGUCAGACGUUCGAGCUCGAGUGGCUGCAGCUGCAGGUGCCGCUGCAGCCGCCGCGGCCGCUGAUGGACAACUACGACGGCGCGGGCGCCGAAAUGCUGUCUAACCUGCGCCUGAACGUGCUGGCGCAGUUUGCGCCCGCCGACGACGGCCGUUCGCCCUAUCUGCUGCUGACGCUGCGGCCGCGGAGCACGACCGGUUCGAUUCCUGCGGCUAAGAUUGAUGAGAUGAGCUUCCUGCUGAGCGGCGUCGUCGUUCAUAAGUAUGCUGGGUCGCCCGUGUCGGUCGAUAUCAAGGUUGUGGAGCAGUACAGGGAUAGGGGCCAGUGGGGGGACCAUCUUUACGUUCGGCUUGUGCCGCCCUCGUAGGGAGUCGUCACUUCGAGGGCCAUAUAUGGGAGUAGGACAAGUCGAGGGGGGGUGGGCGUUGUGCCUUGACCCAGGUAGCUAGCUAGGUAGUAGUAGACACAAAUCCUGUUUCGCACCUGCAUCGUAUCCCCCCUUUUAGCCAAUCAGAUGCCAC